AUGGACGAAUUCAUUGACGCCCGCUUCGAGCGCGUCGAAAAGGCGCUCGCCAGCCUCGUCGAGUCCGUCUCCAAGUAUCACCCGUACGCGAAGCAGGCACUCGACCUGCAGGAGGCAGACAAGGAGCUCUCCCGAGGGCUCGAGUUAGUUCAGCAGCAUCAGAACAACCAUCUUCGCCUGCAAGAACUCCGAACCACAUCCUCGGCUCUCGACGCCCAGAUUCGUGAAACUCUUUCCACCCUCGCAUCCACCCGGAGAGACAUCACCACCACCCACAUUACCGUCCACGGAGACGAGGACCACUAUCCCAUCAAGUACGAGGAGCUCCUCAACUAUGCUCGCCGCAUCAGCAAGACGACUCUGCCCCCGGCAGGCGUGACAAACGGCGUCAUGUUCGAACCGGCCACGUCCGAGGACCCACCAGCAGGCGCCGUCACCAACGGCGUCCAGAGCGCCGUGACGAGCGCUGCGCCGACGCCCUCAGGUGCACCGACGCCGGGCGCGCCCACGCCAGGAGCCCAGACGCCCGCCGCCCCGACACCGACCCCGCAGCAGCUCCCCGACCCAUCGGGCCUCAACGGCGCCCCGUCCCAGCCGCCCGAGCAGCCAGGCGCAGCACCAGGUGACAACCCGUCCGGUGCUCCGCUGGGCAUCACGACAGCUCUGCCCUCAGGCCUCCGCGACCACCUCGACGCCAACCACGGCACCAUCUUCCUGCCGUGGCCGAACGAGUACCAGAUUGGCGGCGGCGCCCUCGCCGCGUGCCAGGACCUCUCGGAGCGCGGCAUCGACCCGCGUGGCUACGACCCUGUCGCCGUCGCCGCUGAGGCCAAGCGCCGCGAGGAAGAGGACAAGGCGGCCAAGGCCGAGCUGGAACGCCGCAAGGCCGAGGAGACGCGCCGCAAGAGAGAGGAGUGGGAGGCCAACCAGCGUCGGCGCGCCGCCGAGGCCGCGCAGAAGCCCGAGCCGUCUGCGACGUCGCCCGCGCCCCGCCGCGGGCAAGAAUGCGCAGUUCCAGUUUACUAG
Molecule: messenger RNA, 1026 nt
Organism: Verticillium alfalfae VaMs.102
Lineage: Eukaryota; Fungi; Ascomycota; Sordariomycetes; Glomerellales; Plectosphaerellaceae
Product: mediator of RNA polymerase II transcription subunit 4
Exons: 2
Coding region: 1-1026 (341 amino acids)
Biological process (GO): regulation of transcription by RNA polymerase II
Cellular component (GO): mediator complex
Molecular function (GO): transcription coregulator activity
Source: RefSeq, a predicted model, not a curated record